Mycena citricolor is the source of this 7119-nucleotide messenger RNA. NCBI's taxonomy places the organism in Eukaryota, Fungi, Basidiomycota, Agaricomycetes, Agaricales, Mycenaceae. The record is from the annotation of a GenBank genome assembly.
CGCGGCACCCUGCUUCCACUCUGUGACAUUGCAGUUGCGGGCACUCGCCCCUGAUGGCUUUUCGCUCGAUGUUCAAAUCUUCGCUAAGGAGAUGUGGUAUCCCGGCAUCGAAAGUCUUGCGGUACACGCCGAGUCGCCUGACCGUGCAUGUGACGGUCCUGGGUCUAGGCGCUUGUCUUUUUGCCGCAAAUCGCACGACUGUACACGCAGACAGCGAGAGCGACGACUCAACGGAGACUCAGAUAUCUCCUUCUGAGACUCCUCUAGAAGCCGGUUUCACUGCCGACAAGGACGCCUGGACGGACUUUGUCAGAUAUCUGGGCUCGCAGUCGUCCGAGGGAAUCACGAGGAUAUACUGGCUUACAAGAUUCGAUGCGAGGUUGCGGAUCAUGAGCUAUGGUUCAAAAACGAUGAUUAAUCUCUUCGAUGGAGAUUUCCUAAACAGAGCCAACAUCGCUGAUCUAACAACGGAGAACCUUUGGUUUAAUCUUGCCGCGCUAUUCCGAUGGUAUCAAGUUGACAACACGGUCUCUCAGCCAGUUGAACAGGUCCACGAGACCCAUCCAUCCUCUGAUGCGAUCCAUUCUGUCAUCAAGACGGCGAUCAUAUAUACCGACGAGUUUCUUCUCGGCCACUUUCUCGGACGCACAUUCAGUUCCUUGACGAAGAAGUACGCGGCAGACGCUAUCCGCGCGACGACUUCUACGUGUCUUGUCUCCGCUUUCUACGAAGCAGAUGUCCAGAUGCUGCACAUCACCAGUUUGGGCAACAUGCGCGCUUUUCUCGGCCGGCCGAUAGAAGACGCAGCCACCGACGGGCCACAACAAUAUGCUGCGCACGUCCUCUCCGUCGAUCAUUCCCCCCAAAACCCAUCGGAAAAACAACGGAUAGCGGGAUUUCACCCAGGUGAAGAGGAUCUCUUCGAAGACGACUUGUUCCUCGGCCGAAGCUACACUCGUGCUAUUGGCGACGGCAAGCUCAAGUGGUCAACCGGAACCCAACAAAGACUACAUGCCGACUACCUCGGCUCCGCUCCCGACCCCAAAGUGCGCACCCCGCCUUACAUUUCUGCAGAGCCGGAUAUUACCGCCAUCAAGAUCAAGCCGGGAGAUUUUCUUGUCCUUUCCUCCAACUGGUUGUCGAAAUCGCUGACUAGCGAAGAGGUCGUCGGGCUUGUGGGAGACUGGCUGAACAAGAAUAGACACACUCACCUGUACGACCCUAUCGACCCGUCCUUCGCACCGGAGGGCAAAGCCGUCGAAAUUCCCGCAGAAGAGCUGCCCGUCACUCUGAAGGAGGACAAUACAACCAUGUUCCGACGCUGGAAUGUGCCCAAACGGUUUAUUACCGUAGAGCAGAAUCCUGCGACUCACGUUGUGAAUAAUGCGCUAGGCGGCGCCAAUCUGGAACUCAGAUCAGCCCUGGAGGAACUGCCGCUGGAAGGAUCGGAGGGCAAUUUAUGCAUUCACACUCCGCCGCAGGCGCGGCAGGGCAUCGUCCAUCAUCACUCCUCAUCCCCCAGUCCGUUACGAAUCGUCAUGUCUGGGUGGCAGCAGCCGGGAUACCAAUACCCCAUGCAAACGGGGUAUCCUGGUGCUAAUCCACAAUACCAGCAGCAGCCCGCUCAGUUCCAGCAACCUCCCCAAGGAAACCUCUCUUUCUUGCAAAACCCUCCGCAGCAGCAGCAGCAGCCGGGUCUCGUCCCUCAGCGGACGGGAUAUGUACCACCCGCCGGGAUGCAGCAGCCGAUGCAGCCCCAGGCGACGGGCUACCCAGGUGGAGGCGGCGGCUUUUUGCAGUCGCAGCCCACGGGUUACGUCAGUGGUGGAAAUUUCCAGACGCAACACCGCCCUGCCCCGCCCCCGCCCGUCCCAGCGCUCCCUCCCCAGUUCGCCGGACAGGGCAGUGCUUUGUUGGGUGCCCAGCAGCCGAGUCGUUUCAUGAGCACGUCGCCCGGGCCGAUGGGCCUCGUUCCUCAGGCCACGGGUUUUCCCGGUCAGCGGCCGCUUGUUGCGCAGCCGACAGGCUUCGUGGAUCCCCGCUUGGCGCUCAUGUCGAACUCCUUCAUGCCUAUGAACACCGGCUCGCCGUAUUCCGCCGGUGGCGCCCCGCAACUGCAGACUGCGAACGCCAAUUUGCAGCAAUCGUUCCAGCAGAUCCAGGCGCAGAAACCGCGCAUCUCGUGGGCGUUGGGGAAAGCAGAGAAGAAGAGCUACGAUGCUAUCUUUCGGGCUUGGGAUGCGCAGAACACAGGGUUCAUCAGUGGACAGACAGCUUUGGAGGUGUUCGGGCAGAGCGGACUUUCCAAGGACGAUUUGGCGCGGAUCUGGACCCUUGCUGAUAUCGAUGACCGGGGAAAGCUGAAUAUUGCUGAGUUCCAUGUUGCGAUGGGAAUCAUCUACCGAAGACUCAACGGCAAUGACAUUCCAGACCAGUUACCCCCCGAACUCAUCCCUCCUUCGUCGCAUGGCAUCGAAGAUUCUGUCCACUUCAUGCGUGACAUCCUCAAGAAUGAGACCCGAUCCCAGAACCAGUCCCCGUCGGACGGUCCCACCUCCUACUUGCCCAACCGGUCGCUCAAUUCCAAUACCAACUCUGGUCGAGAUGCUGGCCGUGAUGCAACUAUUUACAAGCACAAUGACACGCGCGAAGCCUACAAGCCGCGGAAUCGACAUGUCGACAGGGACGCCGUGCGCUCGACGUCGGAAAUGGAUUCGCCAUCGGCUGACCUCAGUGACAUUCAGCGUCAGCUGAAGAACACUGCCUCCAUGCUUGAUCGUGCUGCGGAGGCAGAUCGGUCCCGCAAUGCGGAGGACGAGGCUCUGAGUCAGGAGUUGGAAGAUCUUAAGUACCGGGCGGAACGUAUCAACGAGGAUCUGGCUUACACUCGCCGGGGAAUCCCGUCUGCCGCGAAGGAUGAUGAGCGCCGCAGGCUUGAACGGGAACUAAUGGAGCUUAUGCACGUGAAGGUUCCCGAGGUUGAACGUCGUCUGAAGCAGAGGGAAGAGAGAAAGGAGAAGGAGAAAAGAGAGGAAAACCGCGAGCGUGAUCGAAGAAACGAACGUUUCGGACGAUACGAUGACCGGGAUCGCGACCGUGACUACGACAGGGAUCGUCGACGUUACGACGAUGAGGAGCGCGACAGGCCCUACUCUCGCGGUGGAGGAUACCGGGACGACCGCGACUUUGAUCGCGGUCAGUACCGUCGGCCGUCUCCUUCUCUGAGGGAUCGUGAGUAUGAACGCGAUGACCGCCGAGAGCGCGAUUACGAUCGACCUCGAAGUGCAGCGCCCCCAGAAGCUGCACCAACUCCACCGCCAGCCGCAGCGCGUCCAGCGGCAACCCCAUCGCCAGCUCCAGCCACCAAGAACAUGACCCCCGAGGAACGCCAAGCCUUUGCUCGGGCGGAGGCCAAACGACGAGUGGAAGCACGGAUGGCCGCCCUGGGCGUGACACCGUCGCCUGGGUCAGCAGCUCCUGCGAUCGAUACUAGCAUUGAAGAGCGUCUAGCCCAGGAAAAGAAGGAAGCGGAGCAGAAAGCCUUGCUUGCUGCCCAAGAGGCCGAAGCCAGAGAAGCAGCACGCAAGGAGAGAUUGGCGAGCGAGAAGGCGCUGAGAGAGCCGACGCCUGUUCCUACGCCAACAACUAGCGCGGCUCCACCGGCCCCGACGCCCGUUCCUACUCCCUCAAGGCCAGCCGCUGCUCCUCCGAAGCCGAAGGCAGCGCCGCCGCCCCCAGCGCCGCGGUCGAAAGUCGCCCCACCGCCUCCCAAACCUCGUGCAGCGCCACCACCAGCUGCCCCUCCCAGGGCUCCCGCCCCUCCUCCGGCGCCAGCUGUUCCCGAAGUCGACCCGGAGGAAGAACUUUACCGGCAGAAGGAAGAGCAGCUCCGGAAGCAAAGGGAAGCUCGGGCUGCGCGACUGCGGCAGUUGGAGCUGGAAGAGGAACAGGCCGCAAAGGAAGAAGAGGAUAGGAUUCGGGCUCGAACUUUGGCUCGUCAGCAGGCGAGUGCGCCUCAGCCAGCGAGCCCUGCUGCACCUAGCAGUGAUCUUUCGGCCAGCGUGACAAGCUUCAGCACCCGUUCGCCAUCGCCUGUCCUGGUUGCCGUCCCGACUCCGACCCCUCCCCCUGCUACAAUAGUCGAGAGCCCACCUACCGCGGGCAAAUCGAACAAUCCUUUCGACAGGAUCCGAGCAGCUGGCGGGGGAACCCCUGCCUCCCCUCCUGUAGUCGGUGGCACUAAUCCGUGGGAAUCCGCAAUCGCGACACCCCCGGUAGCAUCACCGGCGAGUCCUCCUGCUGUUCGAAACAACCCUUUCCCGGCUCCGGUCAAAACACUGUACAACACAGCACCUACUGGAUUGGGCGAGGAUGACUGGGAAGAUGUCGUGGAAAACGAAGGCAGCGACUCGGAUAGCGACGAUGAGCCGAAUCGGAAUACGAGGCGGAAGCUAGCGGAGGAGUUGUUCGGUGGUAUAUUGCCACCUGCCGGACCGCGGAGUGCGACACCCCAGACCCCAGCUGUCUCUUCGCCACCUGCUGCACCGGCACCGCCUCCACCGCCAAGUGCACCGGCAGCUCCUCCUCCUCCCGCGGCUCCGAGGGCACCGCCGCCACCCUCCGCGGCCCCAGCUGCGGCACCUGGCGACAUGAGCGCUUUGCUCAAGUCAAUUCAGGGUGGUCUCAGCCUGCGCAAGACUGUCACAGUUGACAAGAGUGGGCCCGGGCUCUCAGGCAAAGUCAUCGGCGACUCUGCACCUCCAAGCCACAUCUCUGCUAUACCACAGGCCCCGAGCCCUCCUCCAAUUCAGGCGGCUCCGUCGUCCAAGGACAAUCGCCAGAGUGUCGAUUGGUAUGCCGGCUUGGCUGCCGAUGCCGCACCGCCGGUCAUCGAUGUGUUGCCCCCGAUGAAGGAAGAGAGCGAAUAUGACGAACCGUACGGUACGGUGCCCGAUAUCCAUGUCGAGCACGAGCCGGAGGCCAGCGGCGAGAGCGAUCUGAUGGCUGAUAUCGACAAGAGUGUUGAACUCCGGGUUCGGUCGCUCUACGCUUAUCAAGGUGACGGGCCCGAUGAUCUGUCUUUCUCUGAUAACAUCAUUCUGCUGGCGAACCCAUCGAAGUCGGGAGGAGAUUGGUGGUUUGGCAAGUCCCUGCGAGAUGGAAGCAAGGGUUUAUUCCCCAAGACCUACGUGCAGGAGAUCCACGCUGUGAAAGCAAAGGCAGUGUAUGCUUACGCAGCUGGGAACCCCGACGAGGUUUCGUUCGACGAGGGAGAACAGCUCACGAUCAUCGAUCAUUCCGAAGAUGAGUGGUGGAAAGUGGACAAGGGCGGAGAGAUUCUGAUCGCACCGGCUGGCUAUCUGGAACUCGUAGAGGUACCCAAUUCCGCUAUUACGACCGCCCCUGCCAACCUAGAGAAGGAUGCUCCCGAGUCCGAUUCCGAUUCCGAGGAAGACGACGACGACGAAUACGGAGACGGCGAGGAGUCUGACUAUCACUCACUGGACGGCAGCGACGACGAAAAUGGAGAAGCGAGAGAACAUGAACGACAGCUGGUUCUGGAAGCUGCUGGGCUGAUCUUGAAGAACGAUGCUGUCCCGCCUCCUCCUCCAACAAGGAGACGGUCGUCGAAAGAUGAUCCGGAGCCCAAGAAAAGACGACGUCCGCCGCCAGCAGCGCCGGUAUCCUCUCGAGUGGCGACGAAAGAGCUGCCUCCCAUCCCGCUCGAUGAUGCGUUUGAACGCUACGAGGCGUUCCGCGAGCAGAGGCUGAGCAGUGAAGGUCAUCGACUGAGUGUCGCGUCGAUCGAAGUCCCAUCGUCUCCGACCAUGAGUAUGACUCCCAGUGUGUCGUCUGAGGGAACGACGACAGGUAGAGGGUAUUCGCAUUUUCUUCAUUUUCUCGGUCGGAAGACGCCUAAUUCUGGAGGGGAAGACAAGAUCAGGCCCAUGAUCUCUGGUCCGAUUUUGCAGCAGGUGGAGGGGGCUGAGACGAGGGCGAACAGUCCUGCAUUCGGCAGUUCCUGGGCGAGUCUGGUCGACAAGUCGGCGCUGGAGGGUAUCCCCACCAACGAGCGCAAGCGCCAGGAGGCGAUAUUUGAGCUGAUUGCCACAGAGAUCACCUAUGUGCGGGAUCUGCAGCUGAUCGUUGAGACAUUCUACGCUCGGAUGCUGCCGAUUCUGGAACGAAAAGCCAUCACGGUGGUGUUUGCCAACAUCGAGGACAUUCUGCUGACAAACACAACUUUGAUGUCCUCGCUCGAGGAGCGACAAAAGGAGUGCCGGCUAUACGUGGACCGGAUCGGGGACAUCUUGAGUGGACAUAUCUGCGACUCGAACAUGGAUAUGGUGUACAUGGAAUACUGCGUCAACCAGAGUACAGCGGCGAAAGUCCUGCAGUCGCUGCGUGCGCAGAACCCGGAGGUCGAGAAAGUGCUGAGUGGGCUGAAAGCCGAGCUCGCAACGCGGAACCUGGAUCUGGAGCACUACCUGCUGACACCCAUGCAGCGGAUCACGCGGUACCCACUGCUCAUCAAACAGAUCCUGCACUUCACAGAGGCGGGCGACGAGCACCGCGCGGUGCACCAGUCGCUGAACGCAGCUGAGCGCAUCCUGCGGCGGAUCAACGAGUCGAUCCGGCAGCUCGAGGGCCGGGAGACGCUCGCUCGGGUCUCCCAGACGCUGUGGAUCGGGCAGGGGCGGCUUGAUCUCACUGCGCCCACGCGACAUAUGGGCGCACGGCAGCUGAUCAAGGAGGGCCCGCUGGUGAAGUGCAAGAGCGGGCGCAGGCUGCACGGGUAUCUGUGCUCGGAUAUUCUCGUGCUGGUGUCGAGCGAGAAGACGCUCUAUCGGCUGCCGAUCCCCCUGCGGGGCGUCAGAGUGGGGGACUACGGAAACGACGAGUCUGCGUUCCAGAUUGAAGGCAUCGCACUCAGGGCGACCGGGGUCAGGGACUGCCAGGUCUGGAUGAGCGAGAUUGAGCGUGCAGCGAAAAAGUGUGCUGACGCGGAGAGGAGGUCGACGCUAUAAUGUGUACUACUAAUAUAUCAAGUUAAUGGACCUUUUUUGGAUCACAAUAACCGCACUCAGCAAGUGGCACCAUGAUAUGGGCUUGAAGUCG